Glycine soja is the source of this 1024-nucleotide messenger RNA. RefSeq names its product FBD-associated F-box protein At3g49020-like. Gene Ontology annotation, molecular function: protein binding. The transcript has 3 exons. Bases 199 to 711 code for a protein of 170 amino acids. The record is from RefSeq and is a predicted model, not a curated record. NCBI's taxonomy places the organism in Eukaryota, Viridiplantae, Streptophyta, Magnoliopsida, Fabales, Fabaceae.
GUUUCGACAAGAAUUUAAUUUCUUAAGAUUGCAGAAAAAGAAAAGAUAAAAAAAAAAAAAACUAUCUUCCGGUUAUUGAUUUAAAAUUAAAAAUAACAAAUGUAUUUUCUUUAUAUGUGCCUAGAAGAUGAGUUAAUGGCGCAUCAGACUUAUAAAAUCCUUUGGCAUGUGGUAACAUAAAGUUUUGAAUUUGGCGUGAUGGCUGAUAGGUUUAGCAGCUUAACAGAGUCUGUUCUCUGUUAUAUCCUCUCUUUUCUCUCUACCAAAGAUGCUGUAGCAACCUCUGUUCUCUCCAAGCGGUGGAAACCUCUCUGGCGUUCAGUUCCCGCUUUCGACUUCGACUGUGACUGUAAGUAUGAUUUUACCUUGCCAGCCGCAGCGUUUCUGAAGAUUCCGCCUACAAAUGUCUUCCAAUUGGAUUCCUUGAGUCUGAAAGCUUUUUCCUCUGCUGAUCUUCCCUUGCUUAAAAUCCUGCAUUUGCCUCAUGUUUUUUUUUCUCAGAAUAUAAACUUCUUUGGGGAGCUUCUUUCUGGGUGUCCUAAUCUUGAGGACAUGGAACUAAAAUAUUUAGGUUCUACAAGCAAUGCAAUUGAAGCAAAGUUUAAAAAAUUGCCCAAACUAGUCCGUGCUGUUAUGAAUAAAGAUCAAAUUCCAUUGGAAGUUGUUCACAAUGUUCAGUUCCUGCGCAUUAACUGGGUACUAAAUAAUUGAUUUGUUAUGAAUAAAGAUCAUAUUUUUGUUGUUGGGAUGUACCUCUUACAGAUGGACUAGAGAGUGAAAAUUAAUGAGGACUUGAUUCCCGAAUUUCACAAUUUAACUCGCAUUGAAUUCAGCUAUUCGGAACAUAAUAGGAACUGGAUGGAGGUGUUGAAAGUGCUUAAGCAUUGUCCCAAUCUCCAACAUCUUGUCAUCGAUCAGGGGAGGGUGGCAAUUCUCACUGUGUUCCUAAAUGCAUCUCAUCGCAUCUUAGAACAUGUUGUGUUUAUAAGUAUGGUGGCUACGAAACAGAAUUUGAAUUUGAAAG